Schistocerca gregaria is the source of this 7507-nucleotide messenger RNA. RefSeq lists its product as uncharacterized. The coding region runs from base 101 to 3163 and encodes 1020 amino acids. Lineage: Eukaryota; Metazoa; Arthropoda; Insecta; Orthoptera; Acrididae. The transcript is spliced from 16 exons. Gene Ontology annotation, cellular component: cell periphery. The record is from RefSeq and is a predicted model, not a curated record.
UGCGCGGCGCGGCGCGGCCGCAGUCAGUCGCGGGGACGACGCCGGCCGAGCGCCACGCUUGCACGCCACGCUCUCCGCAGGGGAAGAUGAGCGUGCCGGCAUGAGGCAAGCCGCGGCUGCUCGCUGGGCUGUGGCGCUGCUGCUCGCCGCCGUCCUCACGGGCAGGGACAUGUGCUGGGAGGUGCGGCCGCUGGCGGAGGAGGUGCGCGCGCUGUCUGGCGCGGUGCCGCUGCAGCUGGAGGGCGUGCCGGCGGGCGCGCAGCGGCUGCUGCUGCUGCGGGCCGGCCUGCGGCUGCACGCUGCGCGCAUCAACGCCAGCCGCGCCACGCUGCCCUGCGCCGUGCUCGCCUACGGCGGCCGCUACACGCUGCGCCUCGACCCCCCGCAGCAGCUGCCGGAUCGCUCGCUGGACGUGCGGUGGCCGCGGCCCGAGCUGGCUCUGGAGCCGUCGCACAUCCAGACGUUCCCCUCGCAGCCCGUGUCGGCCGCCCUGCAGUUCGCGCGCACAGCCUGCGCACCCGCCACCGGCUUCGACUUCCCUGACCUCUGGCUGCAGCUGCUCUUCUGCGGUCACACCAAGCAGAACUGCCACGUGGCCAACGUAACGCGCACACAGGUGCUGUUCCGGCGGCAGGUGAAGGGCUACCCCGAGCGCGUGCUGCUGACGCUGGCGUGCGACCUGUUCGGCAUCGCAGGCUACUACGCGCUCACACUCACCGAGGCCGCCAAGUCCGGCCUACAGCUCCUCGUUGGCGAUCCUGCUUACCUUAAGGCGGCGUGGAGCGACCAGUUCGUGUUCAACGUGCACGCGCGGAGCGUCUUCCCGUGCGAGGACGGCGUGUCGGUGCUGUUCCAGUACCCGGAGUGCAUCCUCGCGUCGGCGGACCGCAUCCGCGUGUUCGCGCGGCUGCGCGCAGACGUAGCGUCCGUGGCGCCGCCGUCUACGCUGGUGUACGCGGCUGAGGCGCGCGUGACGCGCGGCCAGCACGCGCUGCGCUUCCCCUGCUCCGUCUUCUCUGAGCGCUACGUGGAGUACUGCUUCGUCUACGUCAGCCAGGCCGUCACCGGCGCCGUCUCCGACCUGCGGGUCGACUGCGUGCCCACCAUGCCCGUGUCUGAGGGAGAGGCCGGCAACUGGGGAGCGUGGAGCGCGUGGUCAGCCUGCUCCGCGACGUGCGCCGGCUCGCGCAACCGCUACCGCAUCUGCGACAACCCGCCGCCCAGAUACGGCGCCAAGUUCUGCCAGGGCCGCGGCUACGAGUCGGAGUCGUGCGGCGCGGAGGACUGCGCGGACGGCGCGCUGGAGCCGGGCCCGGGCUGCCGCUGCGGCGGCUGCCAGCUGCGCGUGCGCGACGGCGCCACCGCCAGACUCGCCGCCUCCUCCACCAGCUGCCCCGGCCGCAGCCUCUGGCUCCUGCAGGCGGACGACGGCUGGGUGCUGAAGCUGACGUUCGAGCACGUGGUGCUGCCGUGCGGCUCGCACUGGCUCAAGGUGCGCGACGGCGAUUCGCUGUCGGCGACGCUGCUGGCGCAGCUGAGCGGCCGCCCGCACGUACCGCUGACCGUCAUUUCGGAGGGGCCCUUCCUGCUCAUCGAGUUCUUCUCCGACGUGCCGCUCGCCGUGCUGGGCUGCAGCGGCAGCUUCGUCGCUCGCGCCACUCCCCUCUCUUCCGGCAACGAGACGGGCGUCGCCGUGGCGGGAGCGGCGGCGUCGCAGGCGGCGGCUGCGGGGUCGGCGGGCGAGACGGGCGCGGGGGCGGCGGGGGCGGCGCUGGCGGGCCGCGUGGGCGCGCUGGUGGUGGGCGCGCUGACGCUGGCGGCGGGGCUGGCGCUGGGCGCGCAGUACGUGCUGCGCUACCGCCAGUACCGGCUGGCCGUGCAGCGGAAGCCCGCCUCGGCCUGCUCGCUGCUCGGCUCCACGCUGACGCUGCUGUCCGACGUGGUGUCGCUGCGCCGCUCGCACCGCCGCCUGCCCGACUGCGAGCCCGACGACGACCACACCGACAAUGAAUAUGAAGUAAUUGAACCACUGCAGCCUGACGUUAAAGACUUUAAAACUGCUUCUGUGAAGAGCUGUGGAAGCAGCGAGAAAGCGGAAAAGAAUUCCAGAUCAUCGGCUGAAGUUGUUGUCGUCAAGCCAACAUCGUCAAGAGCGAGGGAUGAUGUGCAGAAUGGUGAGAGAAAGUCCCAGGCAGCAGUUGUAGAGAGUCUCGAGGAAAGUGGACCUCCAGUCACGAGCGCAGCUUCCUCUAAUGGACUCAGCUCGAACAACAGCGACAAGUUAACCAGCGAACGGAGAAACCAGCGGAAACGUCUCGACACCGACGUGACUGCAGCCCGCAGUGCACCAGCAAGGAUACCUGUGGCCACCGCCGAGGAUUCUCUGUCCCAGUCCGAAGAGAUCGUGAGCUCUCCCAAGGCCCGGAAAGACCUGACUAACCGUGAAUGUCAGCUCGCUGGAUCAGAGUUCAGUCUGUCCGGACCAGACCACGACCUGGAGCUGGACUACUACGACUACAACGUCACAAACGCUGGAGGCAUUCCAGGCUCCCUCCUGGGCAUGGACCCCGCCUACCUACUGUGGAUACCACCUUUCGCUCCAGGAUGUUGGGAGGAGGAAGGUGACAAUUUACUUUCAUACAGCAAUCAGCCAGAGCUUCAAUCACAGCAUGAGCUGCAUGUGUUCCCACUCAAAGGAGAGUACUACACACAAGUACCCCCAUCAGUGUGCAAGGAUCAGCAAGUUAAGGAUGAAGUGACAACAUUUUGUUCAACAGAUGUAGACAAACUCAUGGACAACAAGACUGCAUCUACAGGCAACAUCAGUACUAAAGAUCAAAAAACAGACACAAAUAAUGCCACUAAUACUAUUAGACUUUCAGACAGUAUGUCAAAGUUAAUAGGCCCCUUGCAUCAUCAGGAGUAUAGCAAAGUUGGAAGUCUUGGUCAUGUCAUGAAUGUCAGAUCCAAAGAGGAUGUAAUGUUGAAGGAAUUUUCUAAGAAAUCCGAGUCACCAGUCAAAGUGCAUCAAAUAUGUAGUGUCAACAGUAAGGAAAGCACACUGAAAAAGCUUUCUUCUGCACAUGCAGAUAUACUAGACAAUAUUCAGUUUGCAGAUGAAGAUGAAGAAGAUGAAAGUAAAUGUGAUUCCCUGAUUAUAUGAUAAGUGUAUUGUUCAUGGAGAUGUUACCAAAGUGUCCUAUUUUAGGUAAAGUGACCCAGUAAGUAGAGUUGCUUGUUUUACAAAUAUUUUUCUUGGAAACAGAUGAACCACAAUAUACAUCUUGUUGUUAUAUAUGAUAUCUCAAGGACAAAACCAGUGUCAAUAAAUCAGACAAAUGUAAAUGUUUCAUUGGUAAGCACCAUAUUGCAGUUAAUUUCCGGUAAUGAGAAACUGCUGGAGAAAAUAAAAUCUGAAGUAUAAUUUCCUUUGCAUUUGCCCCUAAUUCUAUUUCUCAAUUGCAAGCCACAUUCAAUGAGGUUUUUAUUUCUUUAUUUCUUUUUUUUACUAACUGACUGAUGGAAAUGUUCAAAUAUUGGGCACUGUUCUAAUUAAUAAUAUUCUACCUCACAGCUAUAGAUAAACACAUGUUGAGUUUCAUAUAAAUGUUGCUGAAAGUUAAAAUAUAUAGGUGUUGCAGCAUUUUGGCAAUAGUGACCAGAUCCAUCUACUGUUUUUUUUUUCCAUCCUACACCACCAUGUAUAAAACUUUUCCAUUUCCUUUAUUUCCGCCAUUUCAUGACAAAUUCUCUAUUGCUCACUGAAAAAUGAAUGCAGCCUUUGGUAAAACUAGCUGAAUGUUACGAUCAGGGGAGAUCCUGCAUGAGCUAAUACAGAUUCAACACUAAAGUGAUGUGUAUCCAUGGUCUAAGUUACCUGUAUGCCUUAGAGACCAGUUAUUAUAGGUCUUAUAAGACAAUAACUGUGUUGCCUGAUAUGAAACAGACAUCAUUAGGCUCAUGCUGUUGUUGGUGUUGAAAGGCAUACACAAUUAUGCUACUAUAAGAUUGUCACACUUCAGCAGUCAUAAAGUAGAGAGACUGUUAGCUUUGAAUUUACAUUUGCAGUUUUGGAUUUAUUAAUCUGUUGGAAAAGAAAAAAAAACACACACUAUCAUUAGUCCAAUUAUUUGCAUUUACUCAAUGGAGACUUAUUACUUGUCCAAAAUCAACUAUGACAGCAGGGAAGGUAAUUUAUAAAUGUAAUAAGAAAUCACUGCAAAGAGAAAUAUAUUAACAUCAAUAUAGUGUUGUAUGGUUAUAUGUCUUGUUACAGAAUUAGAAAUAGCCAAACAUAUGAUGAACAGAAACUGAUACUAUGAACUUUUUCCAUGUAUGUUGAGGCUAAUGGUUUCUCAAUGAAGACCAUGAUGUGUUUUAUAUUAAUCAUCUUGUAAAAUGCCUGAAUGCUUGAAUCGUGUUUAUUCCUGGAUUUUCUCUUUUUUGUAUUCAACAGUUUGUUUUUUAAAUGUUUAUUGUUACUGUUUUUGUAACUGUAUUAGGUAUGCUUAGAAAUAAGUAGGGUGAGAAGCACAAAGAUUAAGGAAUAAUAGAGAUGAACGUUGCUUGCAGAAAGAUGUAGAUAAAUCUUCUCUUUCUUGUUGAGGCAUCAGUUUUUUCUGGAAUUAACAGUGUCACAAACAAAUAUUUCUGCAGCUAUCAGAAUCUAAUUUUCAUACUGUAAUAAUGAAACCAUCAGUUUCACAAAAACAGAUAAUUACUGGUACAGCAGUCAUAAUUCAUGCGACACUCACAAUUCUACUAUUAAUUUUGGAGAUAUCUCAAGUUUUCAUUAUCAUGCUGUGCUCGUGAGUUAGAUAUUUGUGAAUGUUAUAUUUUCAGCAUAAAACAACAGUGACUGAAAACCAGGAGCUAUAUCUUAUGGUAGCUAAUUCCAGUUUUUGUAAAUCAUCGUACCUCAGGGAAUGCUGAUUAACUGCCAUACUGUGGUUUUCAUAUGACUCUGGCACACAAAAAUUUUGUCUUAAAGUUUUACUUUUACACUCUUCUUGUGAAGGCUGAUGGUGAGUAGUUGCAUAAUAAGUCAGUUACAUGACUGUUUAUGUGUAACCGGUCUGAAUGGUCUCCUCUGCCUCCAGUAGUCCUCAUUAAGGUUAUUCAUUUAACAGUAUAUCGUUAUAAUCCCAUGCAAUGGCAAAGAACUGAUGUACAGUGCUGAAGUAUUAAAAUAAUUGUACCAGUAAGAACUUCUUGCUUUUAAGUAUAAAUGUAUUCUCAUUCAAAUAAUCUGUGUAUAAAGAAAAAGCAUUCCUUAUAGUUUCAUGUCUUGUGGGAGAAUAUGGAUUGAAAUAAGGAGUCAAUUAUUUUUAACAUAAAGCAAGCUCAUUACAUUUGUAGCACUGUGUGCUGAAUUAUGAUCCCAAAAGAAAAGAGAAUUUACUGCUCAAUGACUAAAAGUACUCUUUCAAGUUUGCAGAAGGAACAAAGUAUUUUCUCAUCAAGAAAAACUUCGGCUGAAAGAGUACACAUUUUUAUGUACUCCAUCAACAUUAUACAUAAAUGACCCAUGGAAUCUAUGCAGUUCUGUUGCUGAUUUCUUACAAAAAAUAUUUGUAAGAAGCAUUAAACACUAGCCAGGCAUAUAUCAUGAAUAAAAUUAGUCAACAUAGUAAUAUAUUUAUGUUGCUUCAGUGUCUAUUUAAAAUAUGAAAUGCACAGUAAUCCAAAAUUCAUUAUUUUUCAGCUACAUGCAGUUAGUGAAUGACAUACCAUUCAGUAGCCUAGGCCUGUUGGUAAUAGUUAAAGGGUACCUGUAUGAGAUAUGAAUUUGCAUUUGCAGUAAAUAUAAUUCAAAGAGACAAUAGUAGCAGCAUAAAAAUUACAGAUAAAUUGUUGUUCCUAAAUGUAUCAAAAUGUAUCAUGCAAAAAAAUUAUUUAGUGAACUGUUUUACAGCCAGUGGUUGCUUAAAAGAUGCAGAGGCAAUUACAUUUUGAUUGUGGCUAUUGUGUGGAAAAUUUAAAAAUACUGAUCGGUUGUUUGUUAAAUAUUGGAUGAAAUAGAUAUAUUUUUAAGAGACAUAUGAUGUGGCCUUUUGUACAGACAUAGUCUGGUUUCAGAGUAGAUAGUAUUCUCAUACAAUGCCUCUGAUAUUACCAUGUGUGGAAAUUUAAAGCUUUCUAAAUAUUUCAGCUCAAGCAAAAUAAAAUUUUAUUGAGUAUUGUAAGCUCACACUUACAUAUCAUGUGCAACUAUAAAACAAAAUUGAAAUAGUGUUUACCAAGGAUUAUGCUGAUGGUAUCUCACUCUUGUUGUGACUCUGAAGUAUAUUGUGUAUGGAUUUCAGUUUCCUCGUAUCAUAUUUGUAUAAUAAUGGAUGGAUGAUCCUCAUUAUUUAGUGCCACAGUGCUAUGGGAGUUAUAUUCUCCUCUGACAUUUUAAACAGCAGCACUCAUGGUUUUUAUGUGAUAACUAUUUAAAUUUAUUAAACUGUUUUCUGUUUUGCAUCUCACUAGGACACAGGUAUACUGAAGGUAUCAAUGAAUGAAAUUGUGAAUGACACCUUCUGAACAGCACAGUCUCAUGAGCAAAUGUUUUAAUGGGUGGAAGCAAUAUUUAUUUCAUUUUAUGGUAUCAUUGUAUUACAUUCUCUCCAGAAAAUUUCUCAUUCUCUUUCUGGUAUCCUUUAUUCAGCAACAGUUUUGAAAAUUUCUAAGACAGUUCAAAUGUAUCUGUGAAUUAACCAAACAUCAGUUGUGCAUAAUUAAUUAAGGAUGAUAAGAUAAAUGACAAUGUACUGGAAACAUGAGAUAUUAUGUACUGAAAGUUCUUUAAGUAAAAUACCUGAAUUAAAUGUCCAACAUCAACCUCUCAAAUUCCAGCAAUAUUAAAGAAAUGUAAAUUUGUUCUCUUCUGGAAAUAUAUACUUUCUCUCAAAACUUAAGCAGAAUAAAAGAUUGUUAUGCAAGCUCACUAAGUAACUGAAUAACAAUCUUUCAGGUUCAACUUGUGUUUGAAAAACGUUUAUAAUGAUCAUUGUAGUUUACAAAAAUGGCUAAUCUUAGCAAAACCUGAAACUGUUGUAGUCAUAUCAACAUUUCCUGGAAGUAUACAAAUUAUUUUUAUGUAAAAUGUUAAUAGUAUUUAUGUUUGUUACCAAAUGUAUGCAUGUUGACAAGACAAUUUAUGUAUCUUUUAUGUACAUAAAAAUCACCUAAUUUUACAAUAGUAUUUCAGGUUUACAGUUAAUUUUUCAUGUUGUUGAAAUUCCUUGUGGAAUGGAAAAUUAUAACCAAAGUUAACUGAGCAAUGUCUGGGCACAGUGCAAUUGAUCAGUGACUGUGGUAUUAUUAAAGAAGUCUGCAUUUAGAUUAGUUACAUCCAGUGUCACAUUUUUUAUUGCUGUGAUUUGCACUCUAUGUUCUGUUAAUAGACAUUAUCAUAAAGGUGUAAUGUUUCUUAAUUGUGAACAAUGAUUUCAUAAUUUAUAAUUCAGCUGAUUUGUGAAAUACCAAAGACCAACAUAAGUAAUAUUAUUGCUUAAAAAGA